This is a messenger RNA of Durio zibethinus, 3099 nucleotides long. RefSeq names its product zinc finger protein JACKDAW-like. The record is from RefSeq and is a predicted model, not a curated record. Gene Ontology annotation, cellular component: nucleus. Gene Ontology annotation, molecular function: DNA-binding transcription factor activity. NCBI's taxonomy places the organism in Eukaryota, Viridiplantae, Streptophyta, Magnoliopsida, Malvales, Malvaceae.
AGGCAGGCAGAUUUCAAGAGAGAAAAAUGUGAGUGAGAGUGUGUCUUGGUCGUCGACAAAUCAAGCAGUGCCGGUCAUCUCUUGUCUUUGUAUCUAUCUGCUUUGCUACUGACAAUCUCUUUGGUGGGUCCCUUCCCCUCCAUUGCGCCCACUCACCUCUCACGGACGGCACCCCCUCUCUUCUCAAUCUUUUCACCUUUUUUUUCUUAAUAUCUUCAUGGUUCUCGCUACAAUUAUAGCAUAAUCAUUUUUACCUCUUCAACCAAACUGCAGGUUGGCUGUAAAGGCAACUCACUUUUCUUUCUUUCACCCCGCUUUACAAAUCAAUUUGAUUCGAUCUUUUUCAACUUUUCUCUUUUCCAUUACUAAACAUUCUUUUCUUCAAAUAAUAAUCAACUUCGACUUCAGGUUUACUUCAGCCCUCAUUAUACAACCUUUGAUUCUUAGUCAUUUCCGCUUUUUUCCUCGCUAUAUCUUUCCCUUUUAUGUAUAUAUAAAAUUUAAUAUAAAAUAAAUAUGAUAUAUAAAUUGGCAAAUCUAUUUUUACUUCUGUUACGUAUAGUAUUUUAAUAGAAAUACAAAUAAAAUAUGGAAGUAUUAUUAUUAUUUUUUAUAUAUAGAGGUGGUCCAGCUGAGUCUCUGGCUGACUGACUUGGAGAGAAGCCGUGUAAGAUAAGGAGAAAGAAAUAGAUGGGAAGAAAAUAUUCUCUCCAGCUAGCUUUCUUUUUGGUGUUUUCUUCUGAGUUUUAAGCCAAAAAAACUGAACAAGCUCUUCAACCAAACAAAAAAUUGAUAUCGAUUAUCCUGAGUUAGAACUAGUUCAAAAAUCAAUCUUUCUUUUGAUUUAAAAUUUAAGAAAUAAAAAACAAGGAAAGUGAGUGAGAGAGAUUUGUUGGGUUGUGUUUACUUUGUAGCUAAGCUUUUGUUUUGUAGUAGUAUCAUCAGUUUUGAAGUAGUAGUUUGCCCAAAGCUGCUUCAGCUUGGGAAGUUUGUUUAUUUUGUUAAGCUACUUUGGGAUAGAUAGCAGUAGUUGAAUUCAUCAAAGUAGCAGAAAUGAUGUCUCAAGAUGGGAUUUCUGUUCCCUCAACUACCGGAGGGUUAGCUCAAGAGCCGAAUCCAAACCCUAACCCUAAUCCUACUGCCAAUCCAGUGAAGAAGAAAAGAAAUUUGCCAGGAACACCAGAUCCAGAUGCAGAAGUUAUAGCCUUGUCCCCAAAAUCUCUCAUGGCAACAAACAGAUUCCUCUGUGAAAUCUGCAACAAGGGUUUUCAAAGGGACCAGAACUUACAACUCCAUAGAAGGGGUCACAAUCUGCCAUGGAAGCUGAAGCAAAGAACAAACAAAGAAGUUAGAAAAAAGGUUUACAUCUGCCCUGAAAAGACCUGCGUCCACCAUGACCCAUCAAGAGCACUAGGAGACCUCACGGGAAUAAAGAAGCACUUUAGCCGAAAACAUGGUGAGAAGAAAUGGAAGUGUGAGAAAUGUUCAAAGAAGUAUGCAGUUCAGUCGGAUUGGAAAGCUCAUAGUAAGAUUUGUGGCACUAGGGAGUACAGAUGUGACUGUGGAACUCUCUUUUCCAGGAAGGAUAGCUUCAUCACUCAUAGAGCUUUCUGCGACGCUUUAGCUGAAGAAAGUGCAAGAUUCACUUCGGUUUCAACGACUAUGAAUCCUGCAGCCUUUAGAAAUGAUAUGAUAAAUGGGGCCAAUAACAAUGCUCAAGCGACAGGGAUGCACCAGUUUUCAUCAGGCUUUAGGCCAGAGUUUGCUGGUUCAGAUCAGCUAGUCGACAAUCUGAAUUCAAGUGGGCAAAAGCCAAGGCUACAGUUAUGGCUCGACCAAGCUAAUUCUCAACUUAACCCAAUUGCUAUUCCAAGUAAUGCUAAUGCUUUCUUAGCACCAAAAUCUACAAGCUUGCCUGACUUGGGAAUAGCACCAAUGAACAUGUUUGGAUCACUACCACAGAUACAAUGGCUCAGCAAGUACCCGGAGGCAUCAUUUCCUGGUGCCAACCUCUCUAUGUCAGUAUUGCCACGAGGACCAAAAGAAGAAGAAGAGAACAAGGGAGAUUUGUGUGAAUCCAUAAUAUCUUUGUAUUCGAACAAUUCCCGGAAUAGUCUCCAGCAAAGCCACGCUCACAUGUCGGCCACAGCACUCCUGCAAAAAGCAGCCCAAAUGGGAUCUACAAGGAGCAACCCAGCGUUCAAUAACAGUGGCUUCGGGUUAAUGAGCUCAUCCCCCUCUACUAUGUCAACCUCCAAUACUUAUGACCAGAACAAGAAUGAGAUUUACAAGCUAUGCAAGCAAGCAAAUCAAUACGAGAACAUAAACGAAUUGGUGAGUUCAUUGUCUUCAACUCAAGCAACCAUUAUGAAAGAUGUGUCUGCAUUAGGUGAUUUAAAUUCGAGCUCAUUUGUCAAUAAAACCACCAAGAAUAUGGAAAAUCUGGUGAUGCAAGCUAAUGGGAAAAAAGGCGGUCAAGCUGUUGUGUCAAAGCUGAACACAAAUUCAAAUGAAGUUGAAGCCAGCUUAACCAGGGAUUUUCUUGGUGUGGGAGGUGAAUCAAGCAGACCAUUCUUGCAACAAGAACUUGCCAAGUUUGCUUCAAUGGGUCCAGUCCAACCAUGGAGUUGAUUACGCUUAGACUCUCAAAGUGUAUAAUUGAGCUACAUGCUAGUAGAAGGUAAGAGCUAGCUGGCUAGCCUAUGAAGGCAAAUACACUGUUAAAUUAACUAGGUUGAUUAGUGAUGAGUUAGUACUCGGAAGAACUGAACCAGCAGCGAGUCAACUCGGAAAGGGGAGUCUUGUGAAUGGGAAGUGGGGAGGAGGGGGGCCACUGGAUUGCGUGGUGGAAGAGACUGAAGAGAAAGGGACAUGGCAGUGUUUGGGCCCUCCAUGCACGUAGAUUUUUCACCUUUUUAUUGCUAGCUAGUACAGUUCUUUGGUUCUAGUAGUACUAGUUUUUUUUCCUUUUAUUUUUUUUAAAUGUUGAUUAAUUAAGCUACGGUUGUUGUGACCACUUGUUGCACUGUCUUUUCCCUUACUGUGAACUGCUGUCACCAUUUUCCAAGCUGGACUCAAAUAAAAUGUUACAAUUAAGUA